GAAAUCAUCUAACUAAAAUCAUAAAUAAACAAUCGAGCAUAAGUAUCUAGGUAUGUAAAAUAUUCUCUAGAAAGAAAAAAAUGGGCAAAACAUCUAAGGAUAAAAGAGACAUUUUUUAUCGUCUUGCUAAAGAGGAAGGUUGGAGAGCAAGAAGUGCUUUCAAACUGAAACAAAUUAAUGAAGUUUUUGAUAUUUUGAAUGAAGUAACAAGAGUAGUAGAUCUUUGUGCUGCACCAGGUAGUUGGAGUCAAGUUUUAUCAAAGGAAAUUUAUGAACCAAAUCCGAAAAAAGAAGAUGUUAAAAUAAUUGCAGUUGAUCUUCAACCAAUGGCACCUUUACCAGGAGUUAUUCAACUUCAAGGUGACAUCACGAAGCUUGAAACAGCUGAGGCAAUCAUUAAUCAUUUUGGGGAAGGAAAGAAAGCCCAGCUAGUGAUUUGUGACGGUGCACCAGAUGUUACAGGACUUCAUGACAUUGACGAGUAUAUUCAAGCUCAACUGCUGCUGGCAGCAUUAAAUAUAACAACCCACGUCUUAUCACGGUCUGGAACAUUUGUAGCGAAAAUCUUUAGAGGCAAAGACACAUCCCUUUUGCAUUCUCAACUCUCAAUUUUCUUUAAAAAAGUGGCAAUUGCAAAACCAGCCAGUUCUAGGAAUUCAUCGAUCGAAGCUUUUGUGGUGUGUCAAGAUUAUCAGCCACCCGAUGGUUAUAUUCCACAAAAAAUUAAUCCAAUGGUUGAUGAUAUUGAAAUUAUCGCUAAUGAAACCGGUUCAGAAGUGAAUCGCCAAAUUAUCCCUUUUAUCGUAUGUGGUGAUUUACGUGGAUACGAUAGCGACAUGUCCUACCCUCUUGAUAAAAAAUAUGUUCAUCUUGAACCUGUACAAAAGCCAAUUGAUCCAGCAUAUAAAAACGUUCUUGAAAGAUUAAGUCAAAUAUCUUUGAAACAUGAAGGAAUUUCAAUUGAAAAGAAAUAAAAUAAAUCUCAUGAAAAUUUCACUCUCUGAAAAUGUUUCUCUUCUUUGUUUUCGAAAAUAAAAUUUUGUGAGAGUGAAGUUUGAGAUUUUGCUGAGAAAAAA
This is a messenger RNA of Clunio marinus, 1076 nucleotides long. NCBI's taxonomy places the organism in Eukaryota, Metazoa, Arthropoda, Insecta, Diptera, Chironomidae. The record is from the annotation of a GenBank genome assembly.